Molecule: messenger RNA, 567 nt
Organism: Mustela lutreola (European mink)
Lineage: Eukaryota; Metazoa; Chordata; Mammalia; Carnivora; Mustelidae
Gene: APOC2
Product: apolipoprotein C2
Exons: 4
Coding region: 118-423 (101 amino acids)
Biological process (GO): positive regulation of phospholipid catabolic process; positive regulation of phospholipase activity; lipid metabolic process
Cellular component (GO): very-low-density lipoprotein particle; intermediate-density lipoprotein particle; chylomicron
Molecular function (GO): phospholipase binding; lipoprotein lipase activator activity; phospholipase activator activity
Source: RefSeq, a predicted model, not a curated record
GGCUGUGGACAGGGAGGUGGACCGCAAGAGCUAUAAAGGCUUUCUCUGCCCUCGUGGAAGCCGGUGAGGACAGCCUGCCAGAGCCGGUCUUCUCAGCGUUCCAGGUCUUCUGAAGCUAUGGGCACCCGAUACCUCCUGGUUCUGGUUCUUAUCCUCCUGGUCUUGGGAUGUGAGGUCAGGGGGGCCCACGUGCCCCAGCAAGAUGAAGCCGCCAGCCCUGCCCUGCUCACUCAGUUACAAGAAUCACUGUAUAGCUACUGGGGGACAGCCAGAUCGGCCGCCCAGGAGCUGUAUGAGAAAACAUACCUGACCGCCAUGGAUGAGAAAAUCAGGGACCUAUACACCAAAAGCACAGCAGCUGUGAGCACUUACGCAGGGAUUUUCAGUGACCAGUUACUUUCUAUGCUGAAAGGAGACCAGUAGCAGCUGGGGCCCCGGCCAGGAGGGAAGGGAGAGUCCAGACCCCACAACCCCUUGACUCCUCUGACCCACCCCCACUUCUCAGCAGCUGCCAGCAUCCUGCUCCCAACACUAGUCUGUCUUCUUACAAAUAAAUUAAUAUACAAA